This is a messenger RNA of Elephantulus edwardii (Cape elephant shrew), 1494 nucleotides long. RefSeq names its product cAMP responsive element binding protein 3-like 3 (gene CREB3L3). Gene Ontology annotation, biological process: regulation of transcription by RNA polymerase II. The record is from RefSeq and is a predicted model, not a curated record. The transcript has 9 exons. NCBI's taxonomy places the organism in Eukaryota, Metazoa, Chordata, Mammalia, Macroscelidea, Macroscelididae. The coding region runs from base 1 to 1494 and encodes 497 amino acids. Gene Ontology annotation, cellular component: nucleus. Gene Ontology annotation, molecular function: RNA polymerase II cis-regulatory region sequence-specific DNA binding; DNA-binding transcription factor activity, RNA polymerase II-specific.
AUGGCCUCCCCUGCCUGUCCCCUGGGUCCCAUGGACAGCCUGGAGCUCCUGGACCUCCUGUUUGACCGGCAGGAUGGCGUCCUGAGGCAUGUCGAGCUGGGCGAGAGCUGGGAACAGACUGAGGACCAGAUCCAGCCGUGCCCUGAUCCUGAUGACUUCCUUUCGUCCAUCUUGGGCUCCAGAGACUCAGUGUCCAGCUCUCCACUUUGGUCCCCUGCAGCCAGUGACAGUGGUAUCUCAGAUGACCUACCUUCUGACCCCCAAGACACCCCUCCACGCAAUGGGCCUGCCGCUGCUUCCACAGGAGGCCACCUCCCUGGACCUGGCAAGGGGCUGUGCCCCUCCUAUGGUCCUGGUCUCCACUGCCCUGCCAGGCCCCCAGGACCAGUGACCCCACUGCUCGAGUCCUCUGUGGCCAUAGACGUGGACAUGUGGGGCACGGGAGGAUGCCUGUACACGGAGGAGCAGGUCGAGCUGUCCAACUCGCCCACACGCUAUGACCUCACAGUGAAAGAACUUCUCCUGUCGGGGAACAGCGGAGACCUGCAACAGCAUCACCUGGCAGCCCCUCACCUGAUGCGACCUGCACCUGGGCACUCCCAGGAGCUGGUGUUGACAGAGGACGAGAAGAAACUGCUAGCCAAAGAAGGCAUCACUCUGCCCACCCAGCUGCCCCUCACCAAGUAUGAGGAGCGAGUGCUGAAAAAAAUCCGCCGGAAAAUUCGGAACAAACAGUCAGCUCAAGAAAGCAGGAAGAAGAAGAAGGAAUAUAUCGAUUGCCUGGAGACUCGGAUGUCUGCGUGCACCGCCCAGAACCAGGAGCUGCAGAGGAAGGUCUUGCAUCUUGAGAAGCAGAACCUGUCAUUGCUGGAGCAGCUGAAGAAACUUCAAGCCCUCGUGGUCCAGUCCAGCAGCAAGUCUGUCCAGGCGGGGACCUGCAUAGCGGUCCUGCUGCUGUCCUUUGCCCUCAUCGUCCUCCCCUCCAUCAGCCCCUUCACCCCCAACAAAGCCAAGAGCCCCGGGGACUUCACACCCGUGAGAGUCUUCUCCAGAACACUGCACAACGACGCCGCAUCCCGCGUGGCCCUCGACACCGCGCCCGGCUCCGAGCAUCCAGGACCCCUGCCCAAGGCUGGUGCACCCCAAGAACAACCUCCAGGCAGCCCCAGGACCAAGGAAGGCUCCAAGCUCAAGCCAGCGCUGGACAAUUCAACACUGGUGCCGGGGAACUCGACGCUGGGGAACUUGACAGUGGCAUUGGACAACGGGACGUCAGCGCUGGACCCCAAGAGCCUGGUGCCAGGGGACUCGGCGGGGGCUCUGGACGACGCGACAGUGACGCUGGACAACUUGACAUCGGCGCUGGACGAGACCCUGUUUCUGGGGAACUGGAAGGAGGUGCUGGGACUCACAGCCCUAUUGGCCUGGGCUGUGCCUGAAGCAGGGUCCAGCACAGCACAUGUGGGGCUGGAGACUGCAGGGGACGAGCUGUGA